Messenger RNA from Acaulospora morrowiae, 396 nucleotides. NCBI's taxonomy places the organism in Eukaryota, Fungi, Glomeromycota, Glomeromycetes, Diversisporales, Acaulosporaceae. The record is from the annotation of a GenBank genome assembly.
UCCCGAGAUUUUAGGUUAUUCCUACUCAUAGUAAUGAUGAGUUUGCAUUUGCGCCGUCAUUUGCUGAAGUCAGUUGAGGUGCUAGCUGACCAUAUGGCAGAAGUCGACAGAUACUCAGUGAAAACCACAGAACCUCCAUCAUUGUCAUCGGAAGAACCGCAAUACAGUCCAUUUAUUUAUGUGGCAGGUCAUUCCGCUACGCUUGUGAGGGCUAGGUCUAUGUUAAGAACAGGUCAUUCCGUUCCUGAUUUAACAGUUUCCAUGGCGCGGACGGCUCGGCAAGUAAUUCCUCCAUCAACCUCAUUUACAAGUACUUAUGAAGCAGGUCAUUCCGCUACACUUGUGAGGGCUAGGCCAGUGUUAAGUGCAGGUCAUUCCGCUCCCGAUUUUAGCUGA